Messenger RNA from Amphibalanus amphitrite, 3363 nucleotides. Its product is annotated as arginine/serine-rich protein PNISR-like. Lineage: Eukaryota; Metazoa; Arthropoda; Thecostraca; Balanomorpha; Balanidae. The transcript has 12 exons. Gene Ontology annotation, cellular component: presynaptic active zone; nuclear speck. The coding region runs from base 118 to 2340 and encodes 740 amino acids. The record is from RefSeq and is a predicted model, not a curated record. Gene Ontology annotation, molecular function: RNA binding.
GUCGACAAGCGGCAACAAGCGGCGCGGCGGCGUAUGCGGCGGCGUGUGCGCCCGUUGGUGGAGUAUGGGACAAGAGAAAUGAAAUAAGCCAAUAUUUGGUGAAUACUGGCUAUUAAGAUGUGGUCUGGUCCUGAUGGUGGCAGUCAAAGCUGGAAUGCCAACUGGGCAUUUCAGCAAUCCACCUAUCAGAAUUACAACACAGAUGAGGUGGACUGGGCCCAGCUAGCGCAGCAAUGGAUCCAGAUGAAGGACCAGCCGGCGGCGGCGCCCGACGGUGGCGUUGGGCCGCCGUCAGUCCCCUCGGACGCCGGCGGCGGUGGUGGCGAGGCGGACAUGGAGCUGGAUGACGGCGGCAAGGAGGAGACAGUCACACUGCCAGGGGCGGUGGACGGAGACCCGACAGCGCUGCAGCGUCAGCCGGCGGCCGCCGGUGCCGCGGCGGCGCUGCAGCAUCUCGCCAUGGGAGCCGAGUUUCCGGCGGACGCUACCACUACCGGCUGGGGCUGGGACUGGUCGCAGUCCACCGCCGGCUGGAACUGGCAGCAGCAGCAGCAGCAGGGGCAGCAGCAGCCGGUGGCGGCCGCCGGCGGCGACGACCAGGCGGCCGUCGAGUACAACCACGGCGCCCAGCAGCGACGACCGUACCAAGGCUACUGGACCGACUCCGAGAGACCGCCGCCCUUCCUAAAGGCCCAGCAGGGGGUUGGCCCGGAGCAGAGCAACGGCGGCGACGUCGUCCACCCAGUCAGUCUUGAUGCGGCCAAGCGGCGCACGCUGCCGCUGUGGAUUCGACAGGGUCUUGAGAAGAUGGAGGAGGACAAGCGGAAGGCCACGGAGCGCGAGACGGCGCGCCAGGCGCGGGACCAGCUGCUCAGGAGUCGACGCGAGCAGGAGGCACUGGCGCCCGCUGACCCACUGCGACCCGACAAGAGCAAAUUUGACUCGAGCAGCGAGGACUCUGCCUCGGACGGCGAGCGGGACGCUGAGGAGGACGGUGACCAGCGGGAGCCGAGUCCGCCCGCGCCCGAGCCGCCGCCGGAUGCGAGCGGCGCCGGCCGCCGCGCCAGGCCGGAACCGGAGCCCGAGUCGCCGGCGGCCACCCUGCUGCUCAUGACGCCCGAGGAGCGGCAGCAGGUCACGGUGGCGCUGGUGCGCCGGUUCCUGACGGAGCUCCUGCUCGACGUCACCGGAUCAGAGAUGAGAGAUCUGGCCGAGGAGGUAUUACAGCGACAGCGCGACAAAGCGCCGCAGAAGCGAGUCCAAGCUGUGCCCACUGUAAGCCGACCGCUUGGACUCGGCCUGGCAAUGUACGGCAGCGGCUCGUCCGACUCCGAGUCCGACUCCGACUCCGGGGACAACUCUAAGCAGCCGCGGCGCGCCGACGGCAGCGGGGACGACUCGGACAGCGACGCCGAGCUGGAGGCGGCCAUCCGCCGGCGGCGCCAGGAGUUCGCCGUCCGCGAGCGGGAGAUCAUGGCUCGCCUGCAGACGGAGCAGCAGGACGAGGAGCAGGAGCAGGGCAGGGGCGGGGAGCGCAGCGCAGUGCACGAGGAGCCGCAGAGGCCGAAGCACCCGCCACCGCCACCGCCUCCGCCGCCGGCGCGGCCGGCCAGCCCGCCGGCCACCACCGCAGCCGGCGGCGGCGAGACCCGUCAUCCGGCGCCGGCUGCCCGGGCCAGUCCGGCCUCCCGCCGCAGUCCCUCGGACAGUGUCGGGUCCGCCAGCUCCGCGGCUCGCAGCCGCACCUCCGGCAAAAAGAAGAAAAAGAAGAAGGAGCGAGAGCGGGAGCGGCGCUCGCGGCGCUCGGAGUCGUCCGAGCGCCGGUCGCACCGCUCGUCGCCGGCGCGCAGCAAAAAACGCUCGCGCCGCUCAUCGUCUCGCUCGCGGAAAGAAGGCGGUCGCUCCCGGUCGGGGUCACCCCCGCGGCGGCGCUCGCACCAUUCGAGGUCGCGGUCGCGGUCCCGCUCGGACUCUGGGACAGUCAGUAAGUCGCGGCACCCGCGGCGCAAAAAGGACCGACGCGCGUCGUCCCGAGCAAGAUCCGAUUCGCGCUCGGGGUCAGAGUCAGUGAGAAAGAAGGCGCGUAAGAGGUCGCGCCGGUCGCGCUCGAGGUCGCGGGAACGCCGCUCAAGGUCACGGGACCGUCGCUCCAGGUCGCGGGAACGUCGAUCCCGCUCACGGGAUCGUCGCUCUAGAUCUCGAGGGCGUCGAUCCGCGUCUCGAGGACGGCGAUCCACGUCUCGAGGACGGCGACCCUCGGAUUCUCAGGCCAAGAAGCGGUCGCGCCGCUCUCGGUCUGGGUCGCGGAAACGGUCGCGCCGCCACCGCUCCAGCUCCUAACACAGGGACUCGCGCUCGGAGCUGGGGCGGCUGCGCAGCCGGGUCAGCCAGCUGCAGUGUUCUAGUCACUGCGGCGAACCACCGUACCCAGCCCAGACCGCCAGUCCAGGGCGCUUCGCCAGUUCAAAGGCUCUAGACUGACAAAUGGUGAUCGUUUUCGCGUUUACGUUACUUGCCGUAAAUUCUGGGGGUAUUACUUUCACUUUUCUGAAAAAAAUCGACCGCUUUAAUACUGGUCGUUUCAUUUUAAGCUUAAUCUGCAGGAAAGAUUGCCAUUUAAAGCUUACCGGAGUGCGCCAGCAUUCAAACAUUACAUAUACAUACAAACACACAGCACACAAUAUUCAGUCCUUGCUCACGGGAACGAAAACAUGAUCACGUUUGGACUGUUCACUCACGCACGUACGCUUAUGUACACACAUACACACGUUAGCACAGCAUUUGUAUGCACACACUCUGACGCACACAAUUAUACCCGCACAUGGCGUACACAACCACACCCACGCACAUAAAUUAUACGUUCGGAUGGCUUUUAAAUGGCAUAUCAUUUUUGCAGUUUCUUUUAGCUCAAAUAGUUUUCGGUGUAAUUUCGAAUGAUACCAUAAUGAUCAUAGGAUAUUUGGACGGAUUCGAGCAUAGCAUUCAGCGUUCCCUUGUACCCUUUAUCGGUUUUCGGUGUUCAAGAACAUCGAACACGGUCUUGAAGCGGUGAAUCUGCUGGGGCUUAGAAGGAACCGUGACUUUACCAACCUGUUGGCAAUAAUGCUGCAAGUGACUAGAACGUAACUCAUGCAACAGCGCAGUAUAUCAGCGUUAUCGAGAAGAAAUGUACCUUGUAAAAGCCGGUCAGUUUGUAUAAUUGUCCAUACUGUUGCAUGAUUUGUGCAUGGCUGGCCGGGCGUGCGCGACCGAGAUAAACUUUGAUUGGUCACGACUCUGACUCUCGGAGGCUCGAUGGCCGCUAUGUGCUGUACGUUUUUAGGCUGAAUAAAUGGCCGCUGUUUGUGUCAUCGGCCUACUGCC